Messenger RNA from Magnolia sinica, 1527 nucleotides. RefSeq names its product protein LURP-one-related 11-like. The coding region runs from base 171 to 779 and encodes 202 amino acids. The record is from RefSeq and is a predicted model, not a curated record. NCBI's taxonomy places the organism in Eukaryota, Viridiplantae, Streptophyta, Magnoliopsida, Magnoliales, Magnoliaceae. The transcript is spliced from 3 exons.
UACUAUAAGAGGAGACUAUCUUAUUUCUUAUUUAAUAAUAACAUAAUACAAAUAACCCAUGAUUUUCAUAUGACCCCUUUUAUUAAUCUAAGAUGAGUAAGCUCUCAGUCGUCCACGUUUAAGCAUAUAUCAUCCUCUCACAGGCAUUUAGGAACCACCCAUUCCUUCAAAUGGCAAAGAUCCAUCCACUUUCUAUCCUUCCUUCUUCUUGUUCAUCUUCAUCUUCUGACUACAUGACUUUGGAAAGCGAAGUUUUUACCAUAUGGAUGAAAUCGCUCGUCUUCAACGGCAAUGGUUGCACCGUCUAUGACUCCAACGGUCAGAUCGUUUACCGCAUCGACAAUUAUAAUCACAAGUGUGGAAAUGAAGUUUAUCUCAUGGACCUUAGAGGCAAAGUUCUACUCACCAUUCGCAGAAAGAAACACCGAAUUUUUGGAUGUUGGGAAGGUUACAAGUGCAAUGGUUCCAAUGAAGAGAAGCCAUGGUUUAAAGUAAGAAAACCAUGGCGGAUUCUUAAAGGAGACUCACCAUGUGAAGUUAGCCUUGGGUGGGAUAAAGAUCAACCAAUCUCCUAUAGAAUAGAGGGUUUGGAUGGCAGAUCAGCAUGCAAGAUAGUAGACCAAAAUGGAGGACUAGUUGCAGAGGUAAAGCAAAAGCAUUCAACCUCAGGAGUUGUAUUGGGAGAUGAUGUCUUGAGCUUGGUGGUGGAGCCCAAUAUAGACCAUUCCCUUAUCAUGGGCCUUAUGGUGGUGCAUGGACUAAUCAAUCAAUGCAUGUGAAAGCAUCUCAUCCUUGAAGACAACCCUUGGAGUUCCUCCAAUGAAUGUGAUUGCUCCCCACUGUGGAUGUGUGGAAGUGUGUAUCGCUUCUUCUCCAAUGUGAGACUUGAGUUGAAGGCCCUGGACAUUUUACAUGGGCAUACAAGGAUUUGGAGACAUUUCUAAUCUAUGUGACUACACAUGGGAUCUAGCCCAUGGCUCAAUGGGCCAGUGCCUCAUGUUCAAAUUUUGGACUUGUGGGUCCCAUCGUCACGAGAUCGUAAGAUGAUUAUUGGUUCUAAUCUCACACUAUGGCCUCAAAUGCUAAGAAAUUCUAUCACAUGAAGGAAUAGAAAUAUAGAAUGCUAGGCAUGCAAAUUGUAAUAUAGGUGAAUGGCUGACUUUUAUAAACAAGAGUUACUAAGCUGAAAGCCAUUUGAUCAAUGCAAAUAUGUAACAUUUCUGUAUGCUUUAUUCAAUUCUAAUAAAUCAAGCUUAGUAUCUAAAUUACCUUUGAGAAUUUAUUCUCACUAAAAAGACUUCCAUGGUACUAAUUCUUUAUAAUGAUCAAUCCGAUUUCAAAUUCUAAGGAAACAAUCGAGAUGGGCGUCUAUGGGUGUCUUGGUCUUCCAAGGCAAAGGAAAAACAACCAAACAGAACCACUUCACAACUGAGAAUUUCAUCAAUUUGCUUCUUUUUCUUCUUUGAUUCUUUUGUUUGUAGAAGUAACUUUUUUUUUUUUAUCACACAUGUUUGGUUUCCACUUAAA